AUGAAAUUGGCAUUGCAAAUAGAGCAUGAAUCCAGUCCGCCCUUGUUUCAUCCAGGGGAUCCACUGCGAGCAACAUUAGAGAUACGAGGAUGCUUUUUUAAACAUGUGCCGCGAGUAACAGCAACGUUUCGGGGUAGAUUGACAGUCAAAGCCUCCCCUGGCCUCAACACCUGUUGUCCCACAGAGUGUAACUAUACGCUAUUCGAACAAUCCGAGGACCUCAAAAUCUUGCAAUCAGCUGCUGUCAAUGACAAUUCUGGCGGCUGUGUCUAUUUGUGUCCUAUCGAGUUCAAGUUCCCGACUGACCUCAAUUGCGCGUGUCAAAACGCUUGCCAACUACCUUCGUCAAUAUCAGUCAAUGACGGAAAACUCCGGAUAAGAUCGACUUAUCUGUUAUCUGCUACAGUGAAACGAUGUAUCCUCGGGAAGAUGUCCAGGAGCAAAAGCGUCAAACGGGAGCUUAUGUUCAGUUGCAACCCUCCUGUUAUUAACCUCGCAGCAUCAUGUACUGUCGCACUUCCCGUCUAUAAGCUAAAUCAAAGCCUCAAAAGUGCCUCCAGAGACCUUAUUGGGCUUGAUGAAUCUCUGCCUUUGUAUUAUCCGUCCUUGCACAUGGACAUAGCUCUACCAGAGCCGCCAGUUCUAAUACGUGGACAAGGGACGCCAUUGAGAUUAAAGUUCCAUACCCCACAUGAGUUGUUUCAAGGGGCCGAUAUCUACGUCCGGAGCGUGGAAAUACAGAUGCAGGCCGUUGUGUCUGCUUUUUUACAGUCUGAGUGGCAAAGCAUGGCAGAAACACGAUAUGCAAAUACUAUACAUGGAGCGGUGCCAAUCGAAUCAGAGCAUUUUGAGUUAGAUUUGGGGGCGUGGGGUACAUUUAUCGUUGUUCAAUCCCGGCCAUCAUCGAGUUCCUGUCUGUUGAAAUCCGACUACGCAGUUCAAUUCAUUGUUGGUAUCUCCAAUGGUUUGGAAAGCUCUAUACAGUAUUUGGAAGCAUCUUUAGAUGUCCUGGUGAUGGACCCUCCCCCAACCUAUGACGCGGCAACACAUGAUGAUGUAAAUGACGCUUAA
Messenger RNA from Trichoderma atroviride IMI 206040, 1071 nucleotides. The record is from RefSeq and is a predicted model, not a curated record. Lineage: Eukaryota; Fungi; Ascomycota; Sordariomycetes; Hypocreales; Hypocreaceae.